UUCUGCUUGCCUCUUUGCUCUGAAUGAUCUUCUCGGCACCAGAGGUCCAGGACUGGUCCCAGGAGCACCCUGUGUAUAUUGUGUAUGGCUGUCAUGAUGAUGAUCAGGGACCUGAAAAGACAAGUUACACUCUUCAGGAAGCAGGUGUAGUAACGGCCAGAUGCUACAGAGAUACUUCAAGAGACGACUCAGUUCUAGGAAAGUGGGACACUGUGCUGGUGUGUUGGGAAAUGUUCCUGACGGCCAAGACAAUGAGAAGUAACUAUGGAAUCAGGACUAAUGAUGAAGGGAAGUGGCCCCUGGCCUCCACAGCUGACCACAUGAGGGUGGUUUCUAGCCUCUUUCUUCCUGUCCUCCUGACAGAGGUGUGGCUGGUGACCAGUUUCAAUCUCAGCUCCCAUUCACCAGAGGCUCCCGUUCACCUGGAGUCUCGGGAUUAUGAGAAUCAAACCUGGGAAGAGUAUGCACGGACUGAUCCCAGGGAGGAGGAGGAGGAGGAGGAGGAGGAAAAGGAGGAGGGCAAGGAUGAGGAAUAUUGGCUGAGGGCCAGCCAGCAGCUCUCCAAUGAGACUUCAAGCUUUGGGUUCAACCUGCUUCGAAAGAUCUCCAUGAGGCACGACGGCAAUGUGAUCUUCUCACCUUUUGGCCUGUCUGUGGCCAUGGUGAAUUUGAUGCUGGGGACCAAGGGAGAGACCAAAGUCCAGGUAGAAAAUGGACUCAACCUACAGGCCCUGAGCCAGGCAGGACCCCUGAUCCUUCCAGCCCUCUUCAAGAAGGUCAAAGAGACCUUCUCCAGCCACCAGGACCUGGGCCUCAGCCAGGGUAGCUUUGCCUUCAUCCACAAGGACUUUGAUAUCAAAGAGACCUAUUUCAAUCUCUCCAAGAAGUAUUUUGACACAGAGUAUGUGUCUAUAAAUUUUCAAAAUUCCUCACAAGCCAGAGGACUCAUAAACCACUGCAUUACCAAAGAGACUGAGGGGAAAAUCCCCAAGCUUUUUGAUGAGAUUAAUCCUGAAACAAAGUUAAUUCUGGUGGACUACAUCUUGUUCAAAGGGAAGUGGCUGACUCCAUUUGACCCCAGCUUCACUGAGGCCGACACUUUCCACCUGGACAAGUACAAGGCAAUUAAGGUGCCCAUGAUGUACCGGGAAGGGAACUUUACCUCCACCUUUGACAAGAAGUUCCGUUGUCACAUCCUCAAACUGCCCUACCAAGGACAUGCCACCAUGCUAGUGGUCCUCAUGGAGAAGACAGGUGACCACUUGGCCCUGGAGGACUACUUGACCGUGGAUCUCGUGGAGACAUGGCUGCAGAAUAUGAAAACCAGGAAAAUGGAGGUCUUCUUUCCCAAGUUCAAGCUGAACCAGAGGUAUGAGAUGCAUGAGCUGCUCAAACAGAUGGGAAUCAGGAGGGUCUUCUCCACCUCAGCUGACCUCAGCGAACUCUCAGCCAUGGCAAGAAACCUUCAGGUGUCCAGGGUUUUACAACAGUCAGUGCUUGAGGUGGAUGAAAGGGGAACGGAAGCAGUGUCAGGGACACUGUCAGAGAUUAUCGCUUACUCCAUGCCUCCUGCCAUCAAAGUGAACCGGCCUUUUCACUUCAUCAUCUAUGAGGAGACGUCCAAGAUGCUCCUAUUUCUGGGCAGGGUGGUAAACCCCACAGUCCUGUGACUCCGGUGUAUGUAAGACCUUGUUCACCAUGGGUGCUGAGCCAGAGGUGUCUGAACCACAAGAUGCUGGUGGUGGGUGGGAAAGGAUGUGUUCUCUGUACCCAGCCUGUUCGCUGUGGCUGUUCCCUAAUUAACACUGAAACUAAAACAACUCAUACUUUAAGGA
Mus caroli (Ryukyu mouse) is the source of this 1835-nucleotide messenger RNA. The record is from RefSeq and is a predicted model, not a curated record. Lineage: Eukaryota; Metazoa; Chordata; Mammalia; Rodentia; Muridae.